GUUAAUGGUUUGUAGCAUAAACUUACACGCAUAACUGCUUCUGAACCUCGUUGUUGAUAAAGGAAACAAUGAAAUCAUUUAUCUUUCAGCGUCUAAACGGCCUUGACUACUUUUCUGUGAACAGAACAAACUCUCAAGGAAUCAUCACUCGCGGCUGAGAGGGUCGAUUCAGUCUAACUGUGAUUCAAAGAUAAAAUCACACCCAUCAAAGGUAAGCAUAUUUGCGUCGCACAGUGAUUCAAAGAGACUAUCAUACGUGAGAGUGAAAACAGUGUAUUUAAGCUAGAGUUUUUCCAGACCUAGGUUAUUAUAGCUAGCUAAUUCAAACUACAAAACUGCUCCAGGUUAAUCAAUUUGCUCAAAACUACUCAACACUACACCUUAACCAAACCAAUUUACACCCGUAAUCACACACACUACACCGACUAUAUCGAACCAACGACCUACUCGUACACUGAUUAUAUUAGUCUACAAUAAAUAAGUCAACCACACCAUAAGUGUUUAAAUUUAGAGACAACAUUGUUUACAACUACAUACAACAAAACCUAGCUACAAAAACCAUGAAUAAAACAGCAAAGUACAUAUCCUUCAGCUACAACAAUUCCAAUUCCAUCGCAAUUUGGGCGUGCAAGCGAAACCUUGCACUUAAACAAAUUCAAAUCUUGUAUUAAUACUAAAUAUAAACGAAUGCUUACAUCAAACCAAGUAAACUAAAUACUUAACAACGUUGUGAUGUUGUCUGUAGCUCUGAUGGGUCUCACAAUUUGUCAGUUACCGAAACAAUUUUAUGCCAAAUCCACGAGAUAAUCAAAUAUUAUUAUCAGCGCAAGUUACAUGAUCCCAUUAUCCUGAGAAUUCAAUUUCAUCGAAGACUGAUAGAAUGCAAUCGCACAGACUUGAAUACAUUUGCUCAAGUAAAUGCUAACGUUUACCAGUUACGAAAGAAUCAUUUAUGAACCAAAUCCUAUUCAGUUAACAGUUAAGAAACUAAUUAACAUAGCGUAGACCUUCAUAAUAAGUUUACCCAAUUUGUGUGGCUAAUUACAGGAGAAAGGUAAUACUUUCCUGAGAGUUAAACCAUUAUAAUGUCUUGCUGGCUGGUAAUUGAUAUCAAUUCAAAAUUUGCUAAAAAGAGAUAAAAAAAUGACUCUUUCAUUUUCCUGCGUGGGAUUUUGAUUCUAUUUAAAGUUGCUGGCUGGGAAAAUAAUCCUUUUCGUUCAGGUUGGCUGGCAGUAAAGAAAAGCUCAGCGUUCUUUUUGUUCCCACGAAGAUUAAUUGUUAACCAAAUAUCACACGAUAUUUCUUUUGAUAAAAUAUACUUUGCAAGAAUCAUUAAUAAUCGAUUAGGAUCGGUCCUAAAUGAUAGUCAGUACAUUAAGCAAGUAUGCAACAAAGCAGUGUUUAUAACAUGCGAUAAAAUACCUCAGUACUUCAAGUAAAUGUAAAUGUAAUGUAGUCGUGGAAACGAAACACCGACUCUGCACAAAGAACUCAUGAGUGACUGUAGUAACACGACGAAAAAUUUCAGAUAUUGCGAUACGAUCGUCACUUUCCACUUAUCUGUUAUUGAUAUAACAAGGCGAAGGAACUGAACUGAAAAGUGAAAUGAAAGCAAAGACUGUAGCUAAAAAUUUGACAUUAAUUCUACACGCGUUAAAUAGCUGCAACAUUGUCUACAAAGAAGACAAAACAAAACAAAAAACAAAAAAACCAAAAAAAAAAAUGGACCAAGAUGGAUAGAGAAGAGGCGGUAAAAUAAUUUACAACUUUUAUCAGGAGCCCAUUACCCGAAGCUCCCAUCUUCCAUACUUACCCUUUGAGUCAACCCUCUCCCGCUUCUUUUUAUUUUUAGAAGCACCUCCCACGGGAUUUUUCGCGGGUGUUUACAUAAUAGCCAAUCAUAAGAGAGCUGUAGUCCUCUAUUGUUUAUGUCACAUGCAGGCUGCACGAAAGUAUUUCAAUAAUGGCGAAAAGCGCGGAAAAUUUACCAUUCAUUUUUUAGGGUGUUGCGCGAACGUCAGCGUGUUUUCGCGGGAAAUUAAAGAACCCCCAAAUAUAUCACUUCUAAAAAUAAAAAGAUACGGGAUUUAUGUAGUUUGUUGGGAGGUAAAAACGUAUUUGUAACGACAAUUCGUUCCAAACAUGACAAGUAAGUAUACUGAAUGCUGCAUAUGGAGAAUAGACAAACAAAGCAAUGUCUAUAUUCAAGAGCGGCUGAAGAAAAUCUAUGUAAUUAGGCAUAAUCCUUACGUGCUGUGAACGCUUGACACUACAGCCCGCAAUUUUGGAUACCUCUGAGCAUGCUGCUACGAGUCUCCGCUGGACUGCCUCUUAAAAUAUCGCGGGAGCAAAAUGUCAUUAGUUGUAGCUAAAUUUCUCCGAUAUUUCUGGAUGAAACCCUCUGAGACAAAUGUUAAACAUCAAAGUUGUCGAAGGUAAAAGUAUAUACUCAGGAGCAUUUUAAGUACUUCGGUAUCUUUGUGUUUGGAAAUGAAUAAAAUAAUACAUUAUCGUAACCCACGCAGCAAAAAUGUCACGUAAAAGCUCUUUCAGUUGGUCAUCACCAAUUUCCUUUAUGACCUCACUUUACAUCUAGACUAAUUGUUAUUUUCUUUUACUGUUUGAAAAUAGUCCAUUUAACUUUGAAAAAUACUUACUUUAUUAACUUUAUUAAUUACUUUAUUAAUUUUGAUUGAGAAAUACUUUCUCCAAUCGCGAAUUAGACAAGAAAAACAGAUAUUCGGUAAUCAGACCUUGUGGAAAGUUAUAUUCCAAUUAGACAAACGAAAUAACGCAAGACAACCGUUCUCUUUAUGUGAUCUGAUGACGAUGGACAAGAAUCGACGGCGCAGUAACUGUCUCCUUUAUAAACUGACGAACAAAGUUUCCUAAUAUGUAUUCCGGUUAGUAUUCCAUACCGCAGGGUAGUUUUUGAAAGUGUACACGGAAUACAGACAUAAUCAACUUGAGUGUUAGAGAAAUCCUAAACUUACUUCUAGCAUCUAAUUGCUUAAUAAAACCGACGUUUGUACAUUCAAACCAAGGUAAUCGCUUAAAAAUUGUCUCUUUUCUUUGCAGUGCAAAAUCAUCAUCAUGUCUGAACCUGAGUCAAUUUUUCACGAUGUGACCGUCAUUGGGGCUGGUUGGUCUGGUUUAAUGGCGUGUAAGUACAUGCUAGAGUUUGGACUGACUGUUACCACCUUAGAGAAACGUUCAGAGGUUGGUGGGCUGUGGUGUUACUCAGAGGACCCUAACAUUGUCACAGUCAUGCGGACAACGAAAACGACUUCGUCGUCAUCCGUGACAGAAAUGUCGGAUUUUCCAAUGCCGGAGGAGAUUGGAUACUUUCCUAAGCACGCCGACAUCUUCACCUACUUGAAAUCCUACUGCGACAAGUUUAAGUUGUGGCCUCACAUUCGACUGAACCACGGGGUGAAGUCAGUAGAGAAGAGAGAAAAUAUAUGGCGAAUUGAGUGCGAGAACGGAAGCCUGUUCACUAGCAAAUUCUUGAUACUUUGCACAGGAUGUGUACAGAAGCCUAAUCGAGUUCUGGAGCAGACUCUCCUUAAAGAUUUCGCUGGCAAAAUUUACCACAGCUCUGAGCUCAAGUCAUUUGUCCCUGAGCAUAAAGGCAAACGAGUGAUGCUGAUUGGUGGAGGCGAGACUGCCAGUGACGUGGUUGAAGAAUGGUGUGACAAUGUUGAUCGCCUUAUAUGGAGUAUACCUCGAGGGAUGCAUUUCUUCCGUAAGUUUGCGAAGAUUCUGCCGAACCGACAGCCUCAAGUCCUGGACAAGGCUUCAUCUCGUGCAAUGAAAUUCAUCGCUCCUUUCACAAAGGGAAAACCAGGUAAUCCCAGUAACUAUUAUGUCAUGUUACUGAGUUUAAGUUUUCUUUCUUGAGUUUACAGAUAAUUGUUCCUCGGCACAAAUCAGACUGGAGGAGACAUGGGUGCCAAAAACUGAUGAUUAAGCAAAAUUCGAAUUCUGAUAAGACAGCGCUGAUCAGCAGUGUUAAUUAAUGUGGCUCUAAACGUGUUCGUAAUUUUUGAACCGGCCAAUCCUUCGCUUGAGUUUUGAUAACUUUUCUGACACAAGAACAUUACAUAAUAAUACCAUAGCCUCUAAAAAUAACAAUUGCAAGAUAGCAAUAAAAAAAAAAGCAAAACAUGGGAACUCGUUUUUUUAGGUAUAGACACAUUAAGCUAAAAUUCAGGGUGUUUUUGAGAGAGUCUAGGCAGUGCUUCCAGGGUAACUUUGUUUAUCAGUAAAGAAAUAAUUACUUCUUGACAAAUCAUUGAGUAUUUUUAAGGACCACUUCCGAGAAAACAAACGAAAAAGAGAAGAAGCCAUCAUCCACUAUAGACUAGGUAUAUUAAUAUGGAUAUAGUCCGUUUUUAAACGGCUGUUGUUCUUUUAAACACAAAGAGGGUUUAUACAAAAUUCAAAGUAAAAUAGAUCCAGGGGAUGAUGGUCAACAGUUAUGUAAACAACUGACCUGUCUAUUACUUAAUUACGACUGGUAUUUGUCUCUACUCACGACGGAGUAAAUUUCCGAUCGAUUUGGGAACGGACAUAGUUGACUUCAAGAUACAAAGUGUUGGUUGGUCGCACUGGGUGCUAACUUAUUCCCUAAUUUUAAAUAUUACCAUUUGCCAUAUUUUUGGCUCACAAUAAUGUUGGUCCUCCUUUCCCUUGCAGGGCUAGCAUGGGUAUGUAAGUGGACGACGAACGGUUCACUACUCGCCUAUCAAGGUCAUGGUAUAUCCGAGUGGAAAAACGACGCCAAAUUUUUCCAUUCUUUUAUCAACAAAAAUGGUCACGUGCUUGAUAGGGUUGAUUAUCACCACUGUGUUCCAAAAGGCGCAAUUGAGAGCGUGAAAGGUACCAAAGUACAUUUCUGUGAUGGCACAGAAGAGGAGGUUGAUAUCAUCAUUCAGUGCACCGGUUUCAAGGCAGAAUUUCCAAUGCUCCCCGCGGAAAUAAAAACGGUUCCUCUUACCCACAACUACAAGUAUCUGUUUAACGUCGAGGACCCGACAUUGGCUUUCAUCGGAUAUGUUCGGCCGGUGAUCGGAUCAUUAAUCACGAUCGCCGAGGUUCAAUCUAUUUUUACCGCGAAAGUUUUCUCAGGAAUGUGUGAGCUUCCUUCCCGAGAUGAAAGGCAGAGAAUAGCUGUGAAAGACAAGUUAUUUUGGGACGACUACUUCAAAGAUUCCUCCCGUAGACUUUCUACCUUGGUGGAAGCCUUCACUUACGGAGAUGACAUCGCUAGGUUAUGCGGAAUAUUUCCUGAUUAUUGGAAGAUGCUCAAAACAAAUCCCCGUGGAGUUAUGACGGCGAUUUUUGCUCCCUACGAUGGCAGCUGUCUUCGACUAAAUCAGCCAGAAUACCAAGAGAAGGCGUUACGGCACUUGCGGCACCAGAUGUCCGGGACAUUCUCCCCAAUACAUUUACUUCUCAUCCUCUUCUUGCGGCUAGUCUGGUUCGACUUCUGGCUGGAUGUCCUCGGCGAGAUUAAGUACAAGAUUCAGUGCGCAGGAUGGUGGAAAAAAAUACGAGAUUGUCGACCCAUACGUUUCUUAGAUUGGUGCUGGCAGGCUCCUAAGAGAUGGCUCUUUGAUUGUAAAACAAGAGCCUGACAAUUUACCAACCUUAACCGAAAACAUUUAUACCAGAGUGCUUACUUACGAACACUCCUCGGUUGUUGUAUAUUUCGAGUGCUUUUAAACUGCAGCGUAGGUAGGAUUUGUUAAGAGGGUCGCGCAAGGGGUUUUCUGAGGCGUACUUGCCCAGGCUACCGUGAAACGACUGAUAAUUACAAGUUUAACAUCGCAUUUACAAAUAUCCUCGCUAUUAAGCUAUCAUUCUAUGUUAUUAUGCAUUACAAUACCGGGUGUUGGUUUAUGAUAUCAAUUUUUAUCCAUGUAAGCUGACUUAAAAUCACUUCUGUCAUCAGAGUAGUUAAUCAAUUAUAUUCUUGAAAGGGUUUUCUUUAGUGAAAUGUUUCGUGGGCCAAAACCCACCAUAUGGUGCUGCUUAACUGUAUCAGUCUAUCAUAGGGGAAAGUCUUCAGUCCGUUUCUAAGAAGGCCUGAUUGUCUUACAACAGUUCCAUCGCAAAAAACUAUCGUGUCGAUUACUGAAAUUGACAAACGUCAUUAUCUAGUGGGCACUACCUAAAUGUUACUAUGAUUAUUAAAC
Molecule: messenger RNA, 6200 nt
Organism: Pocillopora meandrina
Lineage: Eukaryota; Metazoa; Cnidaria; Anthozoa; Scleractinia; Pocilloporidae
Source: the annotation of a GenBank genome assembly